Messenger RNA from Clarias gariepinus (North African catfish), 379 nucleotides. It is a transcript of the gene spink4, whose product is annotated as serine peptidase inhibitor, Kazal type 4. Gene Ontology annotation, molecular function: protein binding. The record is from RefSeq and is a predicted model, not a curated record. The transcript is spliced from 4 exons. Lineage: Eukaryota; Metazoa; Chordata; Actinopteri; Siluriformes; Clariidae. Bases 74 to 307 code for a protein of 77 amino acids.
UUUCCCACCGUGCGCCAUAUUUCCUUCUGCGUAAGUGUUUCAAGACACACGCUCUCUCUUUCUCCCUCUCGGAAUGUCCAUUCUUCUGUUCUCCCUUUUGAUCCUCCUGGCUACAGGAACAGAAGGGCUUUCCAAAACAUUCAAGAAGCCCCACUGUAGUGAGAUGGCAGAAAUUAUGGCAUGUCCUAUGAACUUGGUUCCGGUGUGCGGCACGGAUGGGAACACCUAUGCCAACGAGUGCGACCUGUGUGUGCAGAGACUAAGAACCAAAGUGGACAUCCUGAUCGCCAGGGACGGCAGUUGCUGAUCCUCUUUAAUGAUGGAGCAUCGUUACAAUAACGGAAAGAAACUCUCAGAUUAAAGCAUUCGAAAUGAUUCA